Helianthus annuus (common sunflower) is the source of this 3105-nucleotide messenger RNA. RefSeq lists its product as uncharacterized. Bases 1225 to 2343 code for a protein of 372 amino acids. The transcript has 2 exons. The record is from RefSeq and is a predicted model, not a curated record. NCBI's taxonomy places the organism in Eukaryota, Viridiplantae, Streptophyta, Magnoliopsida, Asterales, Asteraceae.
AAUUUAAGCGAGAUAUCAAUUUUUUUGAACGGAAUGCGAAAUAUCAAUUAACUUAUCACAUCUAGGUUUAUGAUUCUGAACUUUGCUCCCCUAAAUCUCUAGAAGCUUCACCUCCGCUCAACCAUCACUAAUCGAAUCAUCCUCCACACCACCAUCACUAAUCGAAUCAUCCUCCGAUCCAAAACCCUAAUCGCUCCAAAACCCUAUCCCAAAAGUGGCGACCGUUGGACUUCAGCAAUGAGCUAAUGAUUUCCUAGGGUUCGGUUUGUUGUGAACUAUGACCAACAUCUUGUUAUUCUUAAUCGAAGAUAUCAGCUCUGUAUUUGCUGAAAUACAGCUGAUAGACAUCAAAAUGAUGUUGGGGAGGAUUACACCAGUUUCCAUCAUUAUUAGGUACGACGUUAUUUGGAGGGUAGAGCUUGAUGGUAAAAUGAAUUCUAGAUGCUUAAUUGGUUUAGAAACUACUUUAUUUGGAGGGUAACUGUGUGUGGGCACACAUAUCUUAUAUCUCCAUAUUGAAUAGAAGAUUUCUUUAUAUAUUGGAUUACGUCUGCAGGUGUUGGAGCAUUGGCCGUUCUUUAUUAGAUUGAGUACUGACAACUGAUAAUACUAUUGCAUUGAGGUUUAAAGCAAAAUACAUAUAGUUUUUUUGGUUAUGAAAAUGGAUAUAUGAUUUAGUGAGGCAGCUACAGAGGAGGUAUUUGAGAAUCAUAUAAUUUUUUUUAAAGCUUAUGCGUCAUACUAGGACUGUAUAUAUCUGUUAUUAUUAAUAUUGAUAUUAGGACUGUUUAAUGGGUGGUGGGUAGUUCACGUUUUGGUGAAGCAAACAAGAAACCGGUAUGGUUUUAACCCUUUUUUGUAGAAAAAUUUGAAAGUUACUAUUGCUAUGGAGAUUUGAGGUUAAGGGUAUUUGAUGCAGGAGAAUCUAAAUGGAAAAGAUCGAGAUUAUCUUUUAAAUGAAGAAGAUCAAGUUUAUCUUUUAUUUAAUAUUUGAAUUAUCUUUACUAUGUUUAUCUUUUAAUUAUUUUUAUCUUUUAAUUAUCUAGUAUAAGUAGGGCAUCUAUAGUUUAUUGUUUAGUUAGUUUUUGAGUUGAUUAUUAUAAAAAGAACUGUGUUCUUGGAACCGUUGGUUCAAUUUAUCGUCUUUGAUUAAUCAAUUGUUCUUGAGCCAUUUGAGUACGCUUCCGAUUCGUAUCAUUUGGUAUCAGAGCUUUUGGUUUUCAAAUGGCUCUACAUGGAAAAGAAGAAACUUUCGUUCGUAGAUUCGCCGCCGGAGGCAACGACGGAGUUCCUUUUAAUCCGCGAGGAUAUGGUGAUCAUUCUCGUAGAUUCGCCGCCCGAGGCAACGAGAUUGUGGACCAUGAAAACUUUCGUGAAUCAUGUGAUGGUUAUCAUCCCCGUAGAUUCGCCGCCCGAGGCAACGAGGAUCCUGACCUUAUCUAUGAUUCUUCUCCCGUAUAUGAUGAAUACGAGGACGAUGAAUGGUAUUCUUGGGCAACUGUUGGUGUUUUAGGUGAAACUAUUGGAGUUCAACAGGAUGAGAAGAGUUUGACAGAUGACGAAUCUGAUUCGGGCACUGUCCUGUUGGAUGAAAGUGAAGCCGAAGAGGAGACACGACUAUUUUUUGACGAGUUUCGUAUAGCUGCAAAGGCAGAAAACAAUGGUGUUGUAGCUGGCGACGUGCUUCGUUUGGAAUAUCCAUGCAAUCUGCCGAAAAAUAAUAAAGGAAGACAAGUUCAACGGCGAGGUAUGAUUAUUUUACAAAAGAGAGACGUUUCUAUCGAUAAGGCACACGGGGGUGUGGUGAAGACUACGCUUACAACAAUUAAAGUUAAUGAUGGGCUCAUCAUUUCUACAGUUUACAUUAGCCCAUCUAAUUUGUCAAUUAAAGUUACUGGACCACAACUCCAUGCAUCUCGUAUGGGCUUACAAAAUAAAUUUGGGCAUGUGACUUUAAAUAACAAUUAUAUUAAUAUGGAUUACAUAUUAAUUAGUGAUGGGGGAUCAAAUGUUGGUCCGACGAAGCCUAUUGUUAAUACAAAGGGUGGGCUUAUGAAUGUGAACAAGAGAUGGUCCAGUGCUCCCUUCGACCCGGGUGGUAUACGUCCUAAGCUUGGCGAGACGACCCGUGAAGUUAAGCUAUUUAGGCGGGUCACCAUGAUAAUAAUAUAUGAGAGUCAGGUUGAUGUUUCUUUUGAUCCGGGUGGCUUUGGUUCGAAGACAAAACUCGAGGACGAGUUUUUUUCGAAGACGGGGAGUAUGAUGCAGGAGAAUCUAAAUGGAAAAGAUCGAGAUUAUCUUUUAAAUGAAGAAGAUCAAGUUUAUCUUUUAUUUAAUAUUUGAAUUAUCUUUACUAUGUUUAUCUUUUAAUUAUUUUUAUCUUUUAAUUAUCUAGUAUAAGUAGGGCAUCUAUAGUUUAUUGUUUAGUUAGUUUUUGAGUUGAUUAUUAUAAAAAGAACUGUGUUCUUGGAACCGUUGGUUCAAUUUAUCGUCUUUGAUUAAUCAAUUGUUCUUGAGCCAUUUGAGUACGCUUCCGAUUCGUAUCAGUAUUUAAUAUCCAUCACACUGCUUGGAGCUAGUAUUAACGUUAUUUUAUUCGAGUAGGAUUACAUUUAUAGCUUUCUAUUUACCUUACUGAUUGCAGUCUGUAGUAGUAGUUAUGUUAAGCCAACCACCAUAUGGUGGAUAUCUAGGUCAGCAAACAGCACAGGGAGGCAGGGGCGGAUCUAUGUGGAGGUGAGGGGUUGCCCGGGAUACCCCUCAACUUUCUUGAUGAAGUGCAAUUUUUUUUUUAAUCUCUGUUUUAUUUGUUAAGGAUACUCCUAAGCAAGGAUUAGGAUACCCCUGAAUGUAAGUAAAGAAGAGAUAAAAUAAAAAUUUCCGGUGGAAUUUCCGGUCCCAAAAGUUGCAGCGCCACUUAUAAAAAAUCGGAGAAGAUGAAGUUAUGUUAAUGAAAACAUUGGGAAAGAUGAAUAAAAAGGUUGGAAGUCAGAAAGUCACCGUUGAAUAAAUGUGAAUACUGUCUAGUCAAAUUUUGGUCAAAGUAAAACCUCCUUAAUAUUUAACAAUUCACUUUAUUAAAUUUAUUCUGUAUAUUUUUUUUGA